Messenger RNA from Hibiscus syriacus, 1674 nucleotides. RefSeq names its product transcription factor bHLH111-like. Gene Ontology annotation, molecular function: RNA polymerase II cis-regulatory region sequence-specific DNA binding; DNA-binding transcription factor activity, RNA polymerase II-specific; protein dimerization activity. Gene Ontology annotation, cellular component: nucleus. The coding region runs from base 37 to 1593 and encodes 518 amino acids. The record is from RefSeq and is a predicted model, not a curated record. Lineage: Eukaryota; Viridiplantae; Streptophyta; Magnoliopsida; Malvales; Malvaceae. The transcript is spliced from 7 exons. Gene Ontology annotation, biological process: regulation of transcription by RNA polymerase II.
UAUUUGCCAAAAAUAUAUCUCACCCAAGCUACACAUAUGGCUGAGGACUGCACUGCCACCUCCCCUCCACUGCACAGUUGGUGGGAUCUCCACCAUGCAACCUCUCUUUCUCCAUGGACUAUUAACCCUAGCUCUUGGUACCAUCACAAUAAUCAUCAUCAAAACCCUAAUUCUCACUCUUCUAAUUGUGAUCAGGAUGAUGUGCUUUCAAUCUCCACUUCCUUGACUAAUGCUUCCAAUCAUUCUGUGUUAACUAGUGUCGACAAGUCGUCCGAUGGCUGCCGUGGUACACGUCGGCUUGUUGAACAACCGACCGUUGAUCCUCAUCAGUCUAAUGGGUUGAUCAAUGGAGAGCAUGGUUCUGAUAAUCAUCUUUGGAGCCAUGUUUUAUCAAAUGUAGGAAACAACGGUGCAGAUGUAGGAGAGAAUUUAUUCGAGUCGAUAUCAUCGAAGAGCAACUCAUCGGCGGCCGGAAUCUUUGAACCUGCAGCUUGUGACUACUUAAAGAAAAUUGAUGGCAAUUGGGAAAUCUCAAACUCGUCGGUUUUCAAUAAUUUUAUCAAAAACAUGAACGAAGGGUUCGAUACAAGUAGCACCGAUAACGAUCAGCAAAGCUCGAUUGAAAGAGAAAGGCUAACUAAGUUGUCCAACAUGGUUAGCCACUGGUCCAUUGCCCCACCGGACUCUCAAGUUAAUCCCCCACAGUUUAUUAAUCCGAAAUCAAUGGAAAACUACUCACAAUCACAGCAGCAGCAGCAGCCUGGUGCGUUUUGUGGAAUGGAAACAGUGAAAACCCCAGUUUUUUUACCAUGUUAUCAGGAUGUGAAAAUGGAGAACCCAAGUGUUGAUAUGGAACCUCCGAGUUCCUAUCUUCGAAGGCCUCUCAAGACGACUAACAAUGGCGGCAAUGGGUAUCAUCUUUAUAACAGUCUUAUUAACAAUUCAAUAUCAAUGGAAGCUAACUUUUAUGGAUCCAUGUCUCCUUCUCCAACCACAAGUAACAUUACUUAUGGCAGACUAAACAAGCCUUUGAUUGACAUCCAUGCAUCAUCAAAGCCCCGUUUUAGGCCCUUGAAUUUAUCAGAUUGCAAGAAGCAAGGGCUCCAAGCUGCAAAUUCUCUGCAGACAAGAACUAGCAAUGGACGAACACAAGGAAUUGCAAACGAAGGAAAGAAGAAAAGAGGUGAAGAAACAUCUGACAGUACCACAGUGUUGAAAAAGCCUAAGCAUGAAAAUUCCUCAGCUUCAUCAGUAAAGAUGCACGCCCCAAAAGUGAAGCUGGGAGACAAGAUAACAGCACUUCAACAAAUUGUGUCGCCAUUUGGAAAGACUGAUACGGCCUCAGUUUUACUAGAAGCAAUUGGAUACAUCAACUUCCUACAAGAACAAGUGCAGUUGCUGAGUAAUCCUUACAUGAAACCCAACUCUCUCAAGGAUCCAUGGGAUAGAAAAUAUCAGAAAGGAGAUGGGAAGGAUGAUCUAAGGAGCAGAGGUUUAUGUUUGGUUCCAAUAUCUUGUACCCCAAAAGUUUACCAUGAAAACACUGGUUCAGAUUACUGGAGCCCAACAUAUAGGGGUUGUUUGUAUAGAUGAAGAAUUAAAGCUCAUGCUUUGACAUUUGUAUACACAUAUAUGAUUAUAUGUAUUACUUUUAAACAAAACAAUGUGAAACAU